This is a messenger RNA of Corylus avellana, 1997 nucleotides long. It is a transcript of the gene RUS3, whose product is annotated as root UVB sensitive protein (Protein of unknown function, DUF647). NCBI's taxonomy places the organism in Eukaryota, Viridiplantae, Streptophyta, Magnoliopsida, Fagales, Betulaceae. The record is from RefSeq and is a predicted model, not a curated record.
AAAAAAAACCAAAACAAAAACAAAACUGAGCUCUGUCUCUCUCUCUCUCUCUGUCUCCCUCGCUCUCUAAUCGAUCAGGCGAAGAGAGAGAUGUCAAUGGAGGCAUCUUCGUCGGAGAUCAUAUUGGAAGAAUGGAAUGGCUCUUCUUCCACCAAGCUCUCAAGAACUGCCACUAUUACCGCCUCCCCUUCUCUCAGAAUCCAAAGGUCUGGUGGCCGAUUCACCCAUGUUUGGAGACGGCUUCUCCAAGCAUUUGUACCCGAGGGCUUUCCUAGUAGUGUGACUCCAGAUUAUGUACCUUUUCAAGUCUGGGAUUUACUGCAGGGCCUUUCCACGUACAUUCGGACCAUGCUUUCUACACAAGCUCUUCUCAGUGCAAUUGGGGUCGGUGAGAAAUCCGCUACUGUAAUUGGUGCCACAUUUCAGUGGUUUUUGAGGGACCUAACUGGAAUGCUUGGAGGCAUUUUGUUCACAUUCUACCAGGGCUCAAACCUGGAUAGCAAUGCCAAAAUGUGGCGUUUGGUUGCAGAUCUUAUGAAUGAUCUUGGAAUGUUGAUGGACCUCGUUUCCCCUUUGUUUCCUUCGGCUUUCGUGCUUGUAGUUUGCCUGGGGAGUCUAUCACGAUCAUUCACUGGUGUUGCAAGUGGAGCAACUAGAGCUGCUUUGACACAGCAUUUUGCUCUUCAGAGUAAUGCUGCAGAUAUAUCUGCCAAGGAAGGAAGUCAAGAGACAGUGGCAACAAUGAUUGGCAUGGCUUUGGGAAUGGUUCUUGCUCGCAUUACAAUGGGGCAUGCACUAGCUAUUUGGUUUUCUUUUCUGUCUCUCACCCUGUUCCACAUGUAUGCAAACUACAAGGCUGUCAGGUGCCUUGCAUUGAAUUCAUUAAAUGCUGAGAGGAGCUCAAUUCUUUUGGAGCAUUUCAUGAAAAAUGGCCUAGUUCUCUCACCUGAAAAAGUCUCUAGGAUGGAGCAUGUGCUACCAAUGUGGACCACUUCAUGGAGCUCAAAGAGUGCUAAACAAAUGCACAUGCAAGUACACUUUGGUGCGAGGGUGUCUUCAUUUAAUCACCUGGAACUGAUGGACCUGUUGCAUUCUGCUGGAUCUCAUUAUAAGAAAGCAAAGUACUUGCUAGUGGAGAAGAAGGGUAUCGUCAGUGCUAUUUUGCAUAAAGACUCGACAGCUGCAGAUGCCUUGCAGUCAUUUUUUCAUGCACUUGUUAUGGCAAGUCUUACGGAAAAAAGCAAGUCUGUGCAUUUGGAGAGCCAAUCAUGGAUGGAUAAAGAGUAUGGAGUUUUUAUUCAAAAGCUAAGGUCCUCAGGUUGGAAAACAGAACGGCUCCUAUCACAUUCUAUCAUUUGGAAGGCCAACUGGAUCUGUGGGCCUUUAGAUUCAAAGAUUGACUAGGCAAUUUUUUGUCAGUCGCAUAAAACAUCGGUUAUAAGAGGUGACAUUGGCGCCAUUGGUGGGAUCCUGUUUGAUCAGUGGGGAUGACAGACAAUCUUGACAGAGGAACACAGACAACUCUGUUAGACAGCUCUGUUAUUCAUGGGUGCAUUGCGAUUUUGGGAGGAUGGGGAUCUAACCGGUGCCUCCAGCCGCCGCCAAUACAUUAUUUUUCGCAGCAACAUGGAUACUUAUUUUCUCACCAUUUUUUGAAGACUUAAGGUUUCAACAACUCUAAUGCUAAGCUCAACUUGCAAGAUCCCAACUUUGUCUGUUCAUCCAUGCCUUGGAUGGUGCGAAUGAGUGCACCAAAUUAGCAAUCUGCAUGAGUUGAUUUUAGUCCAAUUAUUUGGACAUAAAAAACAGCCUUGAUUAUGCUUUUGGACAUUUUUGUGUGUCAAGCAAAUUAAGAUAUCCUCCUCUAUUAUUCAUAGCAAAAUAAUGGACAAAUGUAUAAUUUUUUGGUCGCACUUGGGUCGAGGACAGAUCUUGAAUCCAUACUUGAUACUCUUAGUUUAUAUAUAAAAAAAUAAUGCUGUUUGUCGAUUUUUUUU